UCCCUCGGACCCAGCGGAUCACCGAUCAAUGGAAAGAGCCAAAGAUGUCGGCUCGGUCAUGUGAUCAGCUAUGUCCAAUCGCAGCUGAUCACAUGGGACAUGUACACAGAUCAUCAGAGCACUGAUGAUCAGUGUACCCUGAUGAUCUGUGUAGCCCCAGCAGUGCCACCUGUCAGUGUUCAUCAGUGCCAGCUGGCAGUGCUCAUCCAUGCCACCUACCAGUGCCCAUCAGUGCCACAUAUCAGUGCCUACCAGUGCACAUCAAUGCCACAUAUCAGUGCCCAUCUGAGCUGCCUUUUAGUGUCACCCAUCAGUGCUGCCAAUCAGUGCCACCUAUCAGUGCCAGACAGUGCCACCUAUCAGUGCCAGUCAGUGCCGCCUAUCAGUGUGCAUCAGUGCCGCCUGUCAGUACCCAUCAGUGCUGCAUAUCAGUGCCGUCUAACAGUGCCAGUCAGUGCCACCUAACAGUGCCAGUCAGUGCCGCCUAUCAGUGAAACCAAUCGGCGCCAUAUAUGAGUGCUGCCUUUCAGUGCCCAUCAGUGAUGCCUGUCAAUGCCCAUCAGUGCCACCUACCAGUUCCCAGCAGUGCCACCUAUCAGUGUUUAUCAGUGCAG
This is a messenger RNA of Staurois parvus, 614 nucleotides long. NCBI's taxonomy places the organism in Eukaryota, Metazoa, Chordata, Amphibia, Anura, Ranidae. The record is from the annotation of a GenBank genome assembly.